Messenger RNA from Cylicocyclus nassatus, 454 nucleotides. The record is from the annotation of a GenBank genome assembly. Lineage: Eukaryota; Metazoa; Nematoda; Chromadorea; Rhabditida; Strongylidae.
GAGCUAUUUCUCGCACGAGGUCGGAAUGGUUAUCCCUUCUGUGGAUAGCAGAGCGUCGGAAGCAGAGCCUUCACUUCCUGUGGUGGAAACAAUCAAUAACGAAGUCUCUGUGAAUCAAGCACAUGAUCUUGCAAGAAAACGUCUCAAUCGCUAUCAUAAUGUGAUUGAAGCAAAUAGAAAUCUGCCAGUAGAUCAGAGAUUUUACACAGAAGAGCGCAUUUCAUUGAAAGAUGGUGGCCAAAUCGUUUCAGCGGGUACACCAGAAGGUCGUGUCUACUACCUCUCCAACAAUGAACAAUGGAUGUUCCUUGAGCGGAGCACGGAUGAAAAAAUUCAAACACUUUUGAUCUGUGAAAAUACCAACAACGGUCCUAAGUUCACACAAAAGUUCACGUCACGAUGAAACAUAGGUUUGAAGAGACGAUUUCAAGCAGAAUAAAGUUAUGACAACUGU